AUGCAUGCCCUCGUGGACAAACAGAUUGUGCUGUAUCGGUGGCACAUCAUCGAAGAACAGGGUCUUCCCGAGUCCCAGAAACUGAUCUGGCUGAUUGACGUCUGGUCGGUCCAUCGCUCGAAAGAGUUCCGCAAGUGGAUGCAUGACCACCAUCCCAAGAUCAUCAUUCUCUACGUCCCUGCCGGUUGUACAGGCUUAUUCCAGCCUUGUGAUGUGCGCAUACAACGGCUUUUGAAACACAUCUGGAAGUGUGUGUUCCACGAGCAGAUCGUCACGGAGUCUCUGCAUCAGCUCAAUGCUGGCGAGCCUGUCAAGAUGCCGACAGCUGUCGCAGCUAUGCAGAAUCAAACAGUUUUGUGGCUGGUGCAUGCUUACGAGGGACUGAACAAGUCAGAGAUUGUGAAGAAGGUACACCUGAAAUGA
This is a messenger RNA of Peniophora sp. CBMAI 1063, 423 nucleotides long. Lineage: Eukaryota; Fungi; Basidiomycota; Agaricomycetes; Russulales; Peniophoraceae. The record is from the annotation of a GenBank genome assembly.